Molecule: messenger RNA, 1759 nt
Organism: Gorilla gorilla gorilla (western lowland gorilla)
Lineage: Eukaryota; Metazoa; Chordata; Mammalia; Primates; Hominidae
Product: putative protein FAM220BP
Exons: 1
Coding region: 34-867 (277 amino acids)
Biological process (GO): negative regulation of transcription by RNA polymerase II; protein dephosphorylation
Cellular component (GO): nucleus
Molecular function (GO): STAT family protein binding
Source: RefSeq, a predicted model, not a curated record
ACCUCAGGCCCACCGCAUCCAAAAACACGAAGCAUGAGGGACAGAAGAGGGCCCCUCGGCACCUGCCUGGCACAAGUGCAGUGGGCCGGAGGAGGUGACUCGGACAAACUAUCAUACAGCCUUAAGAAAAGAAUGCCGACGGAGGGCCCUUGGCCUGCAGAUGCACCCUCCUGGAUGAAUAAGCCUGCGGUUGAUGGAAAUUCACAGAGUGAGGCAUUAUCACUGGAAAUGAGAAAGGAUCCAAGCGGGGCUGGCCUCUCGCUUCCCAGUGGCGGCGCAGUUCUUCCAUAUGUGAAAGAAUCAGCUAGAAGAAAUCCAGCCUCAGCAGCCACUCCGAGCGCAGCUGUGGGUUUGUUCCCUGCUCCAGCAGAGUAUUUUGCUCGGGUGUCCUGCAGUGGUGUUGAAGCUCUGGGGCGGGACUGGCUGGGAGGAGGGCCCAGGGCCACCCACAGCCACAGGGGACAGUGCCCCAAAGGAGAGCCUCGGGUGUCACGACUGCCAUGCCAUCAAAAACUGCCGGAAAUGGGAAGUUUUCAGGAUGACCUACCAAGUGCUUUUCCCAGUGGUCUGGGCUCUGAGUUGGAACUCUCUUGCCUGCAUUCCAUCCUGUCUGCAACACUGCACGCGUGCCCCGAAGUGCUCCUGAAUGAUGAGAUGAAAGGCAUUUUCCUUGACCUUUUAAACCCCAUGUUUUCAAAGCAAACAAUACAAUUCAAGAAAAUGUUUAAAAGCACCUCAGAUGGUCUGCAGAUAACACUCAGGUUACUGGCGCUGCAACAUUUUGAAUUAGCAAAUUCAUUAUGCCAUAGUUUAAAGUACAAGCAGAACAAUGCAAGUAGAUUAAUUUUAAGAGAUGUCUUAGAAUGAUUUCUUUCGCAUUAAGUCUGGAUGCAAACUAUGCAGCCCUUAGGUUCCUGGUGUGGUUUGUACGACCUGGCAGACUUAGAUGAGUUUAAAUUCAAAGCCGGUUGAUGCGGAAGGAAAUUUUUUAGCGUGUGUUAAAUUGUGCUUUAAAAGACAUAUAAAAAAUUGGGAAACAUUUCAGGAGACGAUGAUAGCCUGUAUAAAUAUCAGAUUAGAACAUACGGAUUUACCAUGAAGUUCUGUCUUCAACACCCAACACUGUCUAAAAGGGCUACUGUCCCAAAUCCUGUGUGUCCCUUCGGCUUGUCUGAUCACCCAAUGGAAGUGGAUACUUGUGAAGUCUACACUGCUGCACUUGGCGUUAAAUCUUGCUGAAUUCAUGGUAAGCUAUUAUCAUUUCUACAUUUUGUAGAAUGAUUUUGGUCUGCAGCAAAAUUCUAUUUCACUUCUCACACCCCUUUCCUUCCACUUGAAAUGCAAUUUAGACAGAGGCAUUGUGGUGAAAGUUGCAAUAUUAAGCUUACCUUUAGAAGAUCCCUUCUCAAACUCGGAACCCUAGCACUGUUACCUUAAAAAUGAGCUAGAGAAAAAAAUAGCUCAGUUACAGAGAAGCAAAUCAAGUUAUUUCCCACAUAAAAAGUUUCCCAGAUUCUAGGAAUUGCAGUAUCUUGUACCCUAAAGUUUUUCCAGGUGACUCCUUUGGUUGUCUGUUGAUAACUUUGAUAAAGGUCAUUUAAGGGCAUAAGGUUUUAAAGACUCCCAAAGUGAGACUUAACCAUUUUCGGGAUUAGUGAUUGCAUAUACCAGUUUAUGUUGUGUGCUGAAUUACUAUGCCAUGUGCUAUUUUAGUGUUUGGGGAAAAUGAAAAAUAAAAUUUGUUCUUUAGCUUAAUAAA